AUGGGAAGGAGGCAGGAGGCUCGCCUUUGGUUGAGGCUGAUUGUUCUCUCCUUGGUCAACCUCCCACACCUGAAUUCGGCAGCAACAUUCCUGAGGGCCUUCAUUAUGACCCAGCUGAGCAGCGGCUUUUUCCAUUCGCUGUUCAACUCCAUCAAUAUUAUGUGUGGCGUGGGCCUUUUAGCAACACCCUACGCUAUUGCGCAGAUGGGCUGGAUCAGCUUGCUGCUUCUUAUUGUUCUAGGUUGUAUAUUUUUGUACACUGGAAAGCUGCUCGGCAGAUGCAUGUCCAAGGCACCAUGGAUCCUGACGUACCCCGAUAUUGGGGAGUAUGCGUUUGGCAGAAAGGGGCGAGUGUUCGUUGCUAUCCUGCUCUAUGCUGAGCUGUACCUCAGUGCUGUGGAGUUUCUGAUCAUGGAGGGGGACAAUCUGUCAGCUCUGGCCCCAAACUUUAAGCCUUUUGGCGGAAUCUUUGGGUCAGCAAAGCAGUCAUGGGUGCUGGUGGCGGCAGCCCUGAUGCUGCCCACGGUCUACCUGCGAAACUUCAGCCUGCUCGCCUACUUAUCAGCAGCUGGAGUCUUCACGGCUUUUUCCCUGACUGGCCUCGUUGGCUGGGAAGGUUUUUCUCUUGGCUUCCCACACACGGAUGCACCAAUUCUUCGUGGCAGGGGCGUCCCUCUUUCGAUCGGGCUUCUGUCCUACAUCUAUGGGGGCCACAGCUUGUUCCCAUCGCUCUACACUGCCAUGAAGAACCCGAAGCAGUACCCCAGAGUGCUGGACUUCACCUUUGCCAUCGUUUGUUCCUUGUAUGCCGCCAUGGCUGUGCUUGGCUACCUGGCCUUUGGCGAUGAUGUGGAGAGCAAUGUUACGCUCAGCAUGCAGCACAGAGUUGCUCAUGCAAUCCCAACCCAUCUGGCCACAUGGAUCACCAUUCUGUCUCCGUUCACAAAGUAUGCCCUGGUUCUGGCUCCCAUAGCCUCCGCUAUUGAGGAGGUGCUGCCUGCCACUGCCUCUACUGUACAAUACAAGCCCUUGCCUGGGGAACCAGAUGAAGCACGAACCCUCCAAAGAACGGCACUGGUUGCCAGCACUGUUGUUAUUGCCUUGUCGCUGCCAUUCUUUGCCUACAUGGCUGCCCUUAUUGGGGGUCUCUUCGGGCUGUCGGUCUGUGUGGUCGUCCCAGCGCUCUUUUUUCUGCAAAUGUCAAACGGGUGA
Coccomyxa subellipsoidea C-169 is the source of this 1212-nucleotide messenger RNA. RefSeq names its product putative amino acid transport protein. Gene Ontology annotation, cellular component: vacuolar membrane. Gene Ontology annotation, biological process: amino acid transmembrane transport. The record is from RefSeq and is a predicted model, not a curated record. Lineage: Eukaryota; Viridiplantae; Chlorophyta; Trebouxiophyceae; Coccomyxaceae. The coding region runs from base 1 to 1212 and encodes 403 amino acids. Gene Ontology annotation, molecular function: amino acid transmembrane transporter activity. The transcript is spliced from 8 exons.